AUGGGUCCUCUCCGCUUCAAUUAUCGACCUGGUUUCACAUUGCAUGUCCGAGGGUUUUCUGAGUCAAUGACAGCGGAGGCCCUUGGACAAGAAUUUGAAAAAUUUGGUCGAAUUGUGCGCUGCGAUAUUCCCGUAUUUAGAACACCCGCAACUCGCCGAUAUGCGUUUGUAGAAUUUGAGGAACGAAGGGACGCAGAGGCCGCGCAUUCUCGAAUGCAUCGCACGCGGCUAAAUGAUGACAUCUUACAUGUCGAAUGGGCUCGUUUGAGAGACAGAUUCGACCGUGGGGAUCGUUUUCAGCAACGACCAAGAGGACCUGCUGCUUCUGGAAACAGAGAUUCUUGGCCAGGUCGACGAAUGGAAGCAUCACCUCCCACCACCGGCGCCAACGGAGAAGAGAUAAAGGAGAGGCCUAGAUAUGAUGAAUCUUCAACCAAGACACGGGACAUUGAAAGUGCUGCAGAUGAAGGGAACGCCAAAGAAAGUGAGUCUUCGGUAAAAGCUCACCGGUCGCCAGCUUCAGUGUCCGAAGAAGGUCAAACAACUGAGGUGGUAGCAGCCCCCAUGAACACAGAAUCCGAACAUACUGAUAAUUAA
Molecule: messenger RNA, 597 nt
Organism: Schizosaccharomyces japonicus yFS275
Lineage: Eukaryota; Fungi; Ascomycota; Schizosaccharomycetes; Schizosaccharomycetales; Schizosaccharomycetaceae
Product: Srp1 family splicing factor
Exons: 3
Coding region: 1-597 (198 amino acids)
Cellular component (GO): nucleus
Molecular function (GO): RNA binding; nucleic acid binding
Source: RefSeq, a predicted model, not a curated record